Molecule: messenger RNA, 3550 nt
Organism: Ictidomys tridecemlineatus (thirteen-lined ground squirrel)
Lineage: Eukaryota; Metazoa; Chordata; Mammalia; Rodentia; Sciuridae
Source: RefSeq, a predicted model, not a curated record
UGGUGCUGAGGAUCGAACCCAGGCCGCACGCAUACCAGGCGAGCGCGCUACCACUUGAGCCACAUCCCCAGCCCUGACGUCAAUUUUUGAUGAGAUGAAGUGGGGGACAUGGGAAGGGAGUUGGGGGCACAAAGGCCUGCCCUUUUCAGGACUCCCAGAAGGCCAGUGUGGCUGGAAAGGAUCACGUUGGGAGCAGCAACCGAGUUGGACAGACGACCUGCCACUCUGCCACCUCUCUGGAGUGGGAUCAGCCUCCAACCGCAUCUACUCUGCUGAUGGCAAGGGCACCGAGAGCCACCCUCCAGAGGACAGCUGGCUCAAGUUCAGGAGUGAGAACAACUGCUUCCUCUAUGGGGUCUUCAAUGGCUACGAUGGCAACCGGGUGACCAACUUUGUUGCCCAGCGGCUGUCCGCAGAGCUCCUGCUCGGCCAGCUCAACGCCGAACACACCGAGGCUGAUGUGCGGCGGGUGCUGCUGCAGGCCUUUGAUGUGGUGGAGAGGAGCUUCCUGGAGUCUAUCGACGACACCCUGGCUGAGAAGGCCAGCCUCCAGUCCCAGCUGCCAGAGGGCGUACCUCAGCACCAGUUGCCUCCUCAGUAUCAGAAGAUCCUUGAGAGGCUCAAGGCGCUGGAGAGGGAGAUUUCAGGAGGAGCCAUGGCCGUGGUGGCCGUCCUUCUCAACAACAAACUCUACGUCGCCAAUGUAGGUACGAACCGGGCACUUCUGUGCAAAUCUACCGUGGACGGGUUGCAGGUGACCCAACUAAACGUGGACCACACCACAGAGAAUGAGGAUGAGCUCUUCCGCCUCUCGCAGCUGGGUUUGGACGCAGGAAAGAUCAAGCAAGUGGGGAUCAUCUGUGGGCAGGAGAGUACCAGGCGCAUUGGGGAUUAUAAAGUCAAGUACGGCUACACUGACAUUGACCUGCUCAGUGCUGCCAAGUCCAAACCCAUCAUCGCAGAGCCAGAAAUCCAUGGAGCACAGCCUCUGGAUGGGGUGACCGGCUUCCUGGUCCUGAUGUCUGAGGGGCUGUACAAGGCCCUGGAGGCCGCCCACGGGCCUGGCCAAGCCAAUCAGGAGAUUGCUGCAAUGAUUGACACUGAGUUCGCCAAGCAGACCUCCCUGGACGCAGUGGCCCAGGCUGUGGUAGACCGGGUGAAGCGCAUCCAUGGUGACACCUUCGCCAGUGGUGGGGAGCGUGCCAAGUUCUGCCCACGGCACGAGGACAUGACCCUGCUGGUGAGGAACUUUGGCUACCCGCUGGGUGAAAUGAGCCAACCCACACCAACCCAGGCCCCAGCUGCAGGGGGCCGCGUGUACCCCGUGUCCGUGCCCUACUCGAGUGCCCAGAGCACCAGCAAGACUAGCGUGACCCUCUCCCUCGUCAUGCCUUCCCAGGGCCAGAUGGUCAAUGGGGCCCACAGUGCUUCCACCCUGGACGAAGCCACUCCCACGCUCACCAACCAGAGCCCGACGCUGACCCUGCAGUCCACCAAUACGCAUACCCAGAGCAGCAGCUCCAGCUCCGACGGUGGCCUCUUCCGCUCCCGGCCUGCCCACUCUCUCCCGCCUGGUGAGGACGGCCGCGUGGAGCCCUACGUGGACUUUGCUGAAUUUUAUCGCCUUUGGAGCGUGGACCAUGUAAAGUCACACACGGUGGCGUCACAUGGUGCAGUGUUCCUGCUGGCAGUCUGUCCCACAUGACUCUCCCUGGGAGGUGGCUGCCUCCUGUCCUGCCCAGGAUGCUAAGGACCAAGCUAGCCAGGCUGGUAAGGGCAGGGAUGGGGUGGAGCCAGGGUCUUAGGGCUGACCCCUCCCACAGCUCCAGGGGAGACCCUCAUUCCCUGAGGCAGGUGAGAGCCUGGAAGCCCACUGCCAGCCCCAUCCCUUGACAGCAGCCUGGGGCUCCACUGGGGCCCUGGACUGGACCAGCCAGAGAGCAAGGUCCCCAGAGCCACUGCACGGCCCAGCUGAGGCAAGAGGGCACUGAGGGAGGCCCACAGCACCUGGGCCACCACUGGUUGCUGUGGCUUCCGGGCCUGGCCCCGGCCUCUGAGUGUCCUGAGUUGGCCAUCCACCAGGCUGCAGUGCAGGUUCCCAAGACACCCCUGCUGAUGGGGCACCUCCAUGGGUGGCUGUGGCAGGGGACAGGAGCAGGGACUCUGGCUGCCCUGAGUCACAAGGGAAGGCACAGGGGCUCUCCGCAUGCUGCCCCCUUCUCGUUCCCUCCUGUGGGAGGCCACCCGCCCACUCUGCUCAGUUUUCCUAGAAACUCACGAAUGUCACUUGCUCCUUUUUCUGUGUCAUCUCCCUUGUCCACUGUUAUCCAUUUUGUGAGGACAGCGACUUUGUGACCUUUACUCCACUGGGUCCAGCCCUAAGGCCCCUAGUGGGCCCUCUCACAGUGCUGAGGGACUCAGUGGACAAGUGAGUGGGAGGAGGACUCGUCCUGUGACCUGGGCCAGGGGCUCGCACUGAGCCUUGGCCUUGCCCUCUGUGAAGAUAGGAUCCGCUUGUUGAGAUUGGCCAGUGGCCCCAGGCGGUCCCCUCCCUACCUCUGCUGUCCUGCCCGCGUGGAGCCUGGUCCAGGACACGUCCCUAGAGGAACACUACCCACAGGCACAUGCUCAAACCUGGGGGAGGGGGGAAGGACAGCAGGCUUGAUGCCCCUGUGGCUGCUGGGACCCAGGGGCUGGGUGGUGGCUGUGGUUCUUGCCUCCUCUCAGCCGCAGACAGAGGCCGUGGCCAGGCCCCCUACUCCUCCUCAGGAGUCUUUGGUGAUGCUUCCUUCUGGGGACCUCUUGAAACCUGGGAGAACUCCGGUCACUGCCACUCAUGGUGGGCUCAGCACAAGCACACUCUGUUCCCACUCAAAGGUGACACCAGCCCAGAGCAGACCAGUGCUGGACAUUUCCUCGAGACUGGGUGGCCUCAUGAGGACAGACCGCCUGGCAGCCAGCCUUGAGCAGUGUUGACCCCAGCGCCUGGACCCCAUAACUGCCUUUGCAGACCCCACAGGUGUCGGAGGACCCUGGACUGUGGCUGUUGCCAGAUGCAGCCCUCUUGCCUUGUUCUCGGGUCACCAAGGGACCGGGGUAGGGCAGAGGCGGGCCUUCAGUGCCGUGGCUGGUUUCCACUCGCACCAGGAUGAAGGUCCUGCACUGUGGCCUCUCAGGCCAUCCCAGGGCCCACUUCUGAGCUCAGGCACCUCCGUGGCCCCAGCCUCUACCUCCAGCACCUGCUUUGCCGCUGGUCCUCCCCAGCCCCAGGACGACCACGGACAGGUGGGGAGCCACAGAGCAGGGCUCCAGAGCAUGGCUACAGGAAGGUCUUCACCCCAGGCCCCAGGGUUUGGGGGUCAGUAAUAUUAAAAUUCUCUCUCUUAAAAAAAAGAAGUUAGAUGUGUCCUCAUUUUGUUCUGUGAGGGGGGGUGCCGGGAAUUGGACCCCUAGGCAAGCACUCCCCUAGAGCUACGUCCCCAGCCCUUGUGGUUCAUUCUGAAUACGUGGAUUCUGUAAUUAAAUUCAUACUAUCCCUGUGUUAAUUUUA